GAGGGUUUGCUGGGACACUCUGCAGAGCAGCUAUAUCCUGAAAAAGCAGGGUUUAGCUGGUCACAUCUGCCCUGUGCUCCCCAGCAUGGAAACAGGGCACUGACGUGGCUGCUGUCUUCUCUCUGCUGGCAGAGGCAAAGGGUUCCUAGAAGAUGGGUGACUGGGAAUUCCUGCAGAAACUGCUGGACCAAGUCCAGGAGCAUUCGACAGUGAUCGGGAAGAUCUGGCUCACCGUGCUCUUCAUCUUCCGCAUCCUCAUCCUGGGCCUGGCCGGCGAGUCCGUGUGGGGGGACGAGCAGUCGGAUUUCGUGUGUAACACCAGGCAGCCGGGCUGCACCAACGUCUGCUAUGACAAAGCCUUCCCCAUCUCCCACAUCCGCUACUGGGUGCUCCAGUUCCUCUUUGUCAGCACCCCGACCCUGAUUUACCUGGGCCACGUUGUCUAUCUCUCCCGCAAGGAGGAGAAGCUGAAGAAGAAGGAGAGCGAGCUUCGCGCUGUGCACAGCAAGGAUCCGAAGAUCGAGCAGGCCCUGGCAGCCCUGGAGAAGAAGAUGUCCAAGAUCUACAUGACAGAGAGCGGGCGGCUCAAGAUCUGAGGGGCGCUGAUGUGGACCUACAUCACCAGUGUCAUCUGCAAGAGCAUCUUUGAGGCCGGUUUCCUCGUGGGCCAGUGGUACCUGUACGGCUUCUCCAUGGUGCCCCGCUACGUGUGCAAGAGGGACCCCUGCCCCCAUCAGGUGGACUGCUUCAUCUCCCGCCCCACCGAGAAGAGCAUCUUCAUCAUCUUCAUGCUGGUGAUGGGCCUGAUCUCCUUAGUCCUGAACCUCCUGGAGCUCUUCCACCUCUGCUGCAAGAGCCUGCUUAGCAACAUCAAGAAAGUGUCGGGGCCAGCUGGACCGAGCCAGGACACCUUUGUGGAUGACAUGGUCUCGAGUCCCUACUCUCCCAAGCACUAUCCCUUCCUGCCCAUGGCUGAGAGCCAUGCACCCUCCUACCAGACCUACAACAAGCUCUCCAGCGAGCAGAACUGGGCCAACUACCGCAACGAGGAGAACCUGGCCCUGGGCAGUGGCAGCAGGCCCCUGUCGGACCCCUACGCCCCCGGGGCUGCUGAAGCCUCUGCCCCGGAGGAGAAGCUGGGCAGCCGGCCCGGGAGCUCAGCCUCCAAAAAGCAAUACGUGUAGUGCCGGGCUGGCCCCGGCCUGCAGGGGGACAUUCCUCGGUCCCUUGUCCCUGCAAAGGUGCUGGCUGUGGUCAGGCAGCCGCCUCCUGCCCGGCUCUGUGCUGUACACAUUCCCCUCUGGAGGCUCCAGAGACCUGCCCGCCCUGGGAUUGGGAUGGGAUGCUCGGGCCGCGGAGCUCUCGCCGGUUUUCCUCACAGACCCUGCAAGGAAGGAAACUGCACGAAGUUCCCCGGGACAGCGUGUCCUGUGUGCCUUGCCGUGGGAAAGGGAGAAAGGCCUGGAGCCACGCCGUGGAACAGGCUGUCCCCAAGGCAUGGCUGGAGGCUGCUGGCCAUUGGGAGCUGCGGUUCAGCCAGACCCCAGAGCCGGGAGUGCAGCCGUGGGAAGCUGCUCGUCUGCAGCCUCCACACGGAGCAGGCUGAGCCGGGAACUGCUGGGAACAGCUGGGCUUGGGCAGCACUGACCGAUCCUGGCCACCAGCCCCAUCCCGUUCCAGUGGCUCUGGCACCUGCCCAGGGUUUGCUGCACAAGCUGUCCCCUCCCCAUGGGACACGGAGGGGUUAAGCCAGCUCUGUUGUCACCAGCAGAUCCCUGGGUCACUGUGGGUGCCCCAGGAGUGUGAGUUCCUCCCCUCCCAGCCCUGGGCUCUUUCCCAUGGGAUGUGUGCCUUUAAGUUAUUUUUAACCUGCUGGGCUGAGCAUGGAGUUUCUGCCUUAAAGGUGCAGUUUGCAGGGACUUUGGGGAGCCGUGUCCAGCCUGGCCAUGUGCCUUGGAGCCCCGUGGGGUUUAGGGAGGAAUCAGCCCAGCACCUGAUAGUUUGGGGGUUUUGGGGUUUUUAUUACUUUGCACUAGUCAUCUCCUGCUGAGGGGGAGGGGGGGCUGGAAGGACAAAUUGUUGUCACCCUGACUUCCCCAGCCCACUGAUGCUGUGAGAGGGGAUUGUCCUGCUGUGACCAAGGGGCUGCAGGUCCUGUGUGACCCAGGUGAGAGGGUGGGGUGUGUGCACUGCCCUCAGCACUGUUUCCCUUCCCCUGGCAGAUUCCAUGUUGCAUCUUGUUGAAUAA
Molecule: messenger RNA, 2248 nt
Organism: Camarhynchus parvulus
Lineage: Eukaryota; Metazoa; Chordata; Aves; Passeriformes; Thraupidae
Gene: GJA4
Product: gap junction protein alpha 4
Exons: 1
Biological process (GO): cell communication
Cellular component (GO): connexin complex
Source: RefSeq, a predicted model, not a curated record